Molecule: messenger RNA, 4423 nt
Organism: Magallana angulata
Lineage: Eukaryota; Metazoa; Mollusca; Bivalvia; Ostreida; Ostreidae
Product: ubinuclein-1-like
Exons: 17
Coding region: 110-3529 (1139 amino acids)
Cellular component (GO): nucleus
Source: RefSeq, a predicted model, not a curated record
GACGUCACGAUACAACAAAAUGGCGCUAUAUUUGUCAGCUCCGUUUGGAAGAUGAAAAUAUUUUACUUGAAAGUAAAACAAAAACAGAUGGAGACUUCACUUGGACGGAAUGGCGGAACCUAAAAGAUUGUCGUUUACAACUGUUACUCAAGCGAAGGAGACGAAACCAAAGAAAAAGGACUCGAAAACUGUGAGACUACAAUUGACCCUCAAGCCAUCGACUGAUACAACAUGUCCAGAGUUUUUCUACACCGAUCUCGUGAAGAACGAGUUGGGAGAGACCAAGACACCUAAUGGUGAUGUGCCAAACCCUGAUGAUCCGUUUGGAGAUGACGAGGACCAUGAAAAACUUGCUGCUUUGGCAAAAAGUUUUGAAGAGAAAUAUGCGCCAAAGCCAGGAAAGAAGGGGAAGAGUCGAGCGGGGAGGAUCACGGAUCUUGUGGAUCUGGGGGAUGGAUAUGAUCAAGAGGACCCCUUCAUAGAUAACUCAGAGGCGUAUGAUGAGGUGGUACCUCUUUGUCUGACCACAAAGCUUGGAGGCUUCUACAUCAACUCAGGGAAACUCGACUUCAAGGACAUAUCUGAUGACUCGGGAGAUGAGUUCAUCUUCCUGAAGAAGAAGAAAAAGAAGAGGGUAAUUGCAUCUGACUCUGAAUCAGAAAAUGAAGAACACAGGAAGAAAAAGAAGAGGAAAUUAAAGAUGGGAGAUGUUACAUUGGAGAAGAAGAGGAAUCUGUUGAAUGGAGAAGCAGAGAAGUCGUUCAAGAAACCAAAGAUGCCCACAGAUAAAGACAAGCAACAGCAGAAAAAAAAAAAGAUAUCACCGCCAGUAGCAGACGUUACAAAGCAGCAAAGUAAUACCUCACUGAGCCAAACCAAUGGCAACACUCAUGACCUUGACCUCAUAAGUCCCUCCUCCAAUGAUGACUCAUCUCAGGACGCUCAAACCUACGACGAGAGGAUCGACGCCGUCAUAGACUCGGUCAUCGCAAUGGCGGACUCGGAUAAGAAUAUCGAGUCUAUGAUUGAUAAUCCUCUCGGAUUCAAAGACGACUCCAACAGCAAGGAAGGGAAGGUGAUGGAUGAGGCAUCCGCUCCUAAGCUUCCCGAAAAUAUGCCCAAAGACCUGGAAGAAACCAUACAGAAACUCAAAAAGGCAGCUAAAACCUCCCAAGAUGGAAAAUGUAAAUUUUUUACAAAGGAAGUCAACAGUAUGUUAUUGAAUGUGGAGACAGGUUCCCGCCUCUGGGGGAGCUGUGGGCAGCGGUCCAGUAUCUACAGUCAUCUGGCGGCCUUCUUGCCUUGCUCUAAAGACACUCUGUUAAAACGGGCCAAAAAAUUACAGCAAUCCCUGCAGGAUGACCAACUCAAGGAACCUAUUCAAAAACUCAGAGAAGCAAUAAAUGGAAUGAUGCCUGCACUGCAAGCAAGACAUGAACAGGAAUAUCAGGCAUUCCUGCAAAAACAGAAGGAAGAGAAGGGCAGUAAGGAUGAGCAGGGGCCCAAGGAGGGGGUGAAUGACACAGAGGACAGCGACGAGGAGAAAACCGAGGGCAGCAAGAGAGGGGCUCCCAAGGGGCCCAGGAGAAAAUUCAUCUGGACGGAGAGUGUCAGGUCCUUACUGUGUGACAUCGUGCGUAUCAAGAUGAAGAAUUUUGAUCUGUUGAAGACAAAGACCCAGUCAGCAGAUGAGUUCCUAAAACAGUUCCUGGAUAAAGACAUCAAGCCUCUAUGGCCCAAGGGGUGGAUGCAAACCAGAAAUCUGAUUAAGGAAAGCAGAUCGGUUCAUUCCCAAUGGACAACUGUACAAAAAGUGAAGAAACAGACAAACUUGAUAAUCAACAAAACCACCCCUGGCGGAAUGAACUCCACUCAGAACUCCCAGUCCUCCUCCUCUGUGCCCAAGUUUGUCCCAGGAUCCUCCCCAGUACGUCUCCCGGCCGAGGACAUCGUCAGCAAGGACAAAGUGGUGACGCCCCGUCAACCGGUCAAAUCCGACCCUCUCGCUGUCCACAAUUAUGCAGGGAAACAGCCCUCAAAGCCGAGUGUUUCCCAGCAGUCCGGAUCUGGGUCCAAGCUUGGUGAAGUCAAGGUGUCCGAGGCGUUAGGUCUGUCUUUGCUAGCGUCUUCAGCAGCGUCUCAGAAAUAUAUUGACAAAUCGUGGGGGCACGAGGUCAACGAUAUAAUCAGAGCUUCGCUAACUUCACGCAUGACAGACAACAAGAAGAAAGAGGAUCCACCCAGUGCUAGCGCCAAAUCCUUCAUAGAACAGUUUCAAACCUUUGCUUCUUCUAUGAUACAGAAGCAGUUAACAGAAGAAGCAGCAAAACCUCAGGAAAUUAGUCCCAAAAAGAAAGAUUUAACAUUGGAGACAAAAUCAUACACGCAGCAGCAGCUUCUGAAUAGGCUCCAGUCUGUUGCUGCCCAUCAGGCUAAACCAGAGACUCCCACUUACUCGCAUCAGGCCACGGCCAAACCAGGGGUAGUGAAAUCCGUGGCACCUCCAGCUCAUCAAAGCAAACCUCAGUCCAACUUACCCUCUCAGACGUCGCCAUCCGCCAAACGAACGUCGAUCAGUGACGAGGUGUACAGGAAGUUCUUGAUGGAGAGUGGAGUACAGCUUCCUCCCGCUCACUCUAACAAACCGAACACUUCUAGCAGUCUAAUCCAUGGUGCUAGCGGAACAAUUAAAGUGUCAACAAUAGAUUCAAAAAGUGACAAAACAAGAGCUUCUAUGUUGUAUCCUACGUCUUUAUCCAACAGUCGACCAGCUCAGUCCCUGUACAACACUCCGACUGUGACACGAGUUAUUCAGGCACCUGCUAGUACUCAUGUAGUACAAAAAGCACCUGCUAGUACUCAUGUAGUACAAAAAGCACCUGCUAGUGCUCAUCUAGUACAAAAAGCACCUGGAAGUACUCAUGUGGGACAGAAAGCACCACAAGUGAAAGUAGCUCAUGAGUCUAGGACAUCACCUAUGCAAGGUCAGAGGUCGAUGGGUCAAAGUUCAAUGUCUUCAAGUAAUCCAAUUCCUAAAAUGGACAGUAAAACUGCUGAACUGAUCCAGCAGAUGAUGUCUAAUUCAUCUUCAUCACAUUCCCAAGUCAAACAGAUCUCGCCUACAAGCUACCAGGGAAAGUCUGUGUCGCCCUCGUCUCUGUACAAAUCCUCGCCCCAGGCAACGUUGUCCCCCCAAACCUGGAGUGUGGCCUCCUUGUUGUCCAAUACAGCCCCCGGAAUGAUUAGUCCCUCCCUGUCUAACCCCGCCCCUGGUUACCAGACCCUGAAACUGACAAACUUCACCAGAGAUUCGCCGGCUUCUCCAAGUAUUCAUCCUCCCUCAGUUGUUUCUCCAGGCAUGUACCCCCCAACCAGCCCCUUACUGCCAGGGAUGCAGAACCCCCUCCUUCAGGGAAGACAACCUCAGCCAGGGCUGUAUCCCCCCUAUACUAGCAGCUCUCUACUACACCACCCCUACACAGGAAGUCAGUACUCAGCAGACAAAUCUAAGUCACCACAUGGAUAUUGAGACAGAGAUUCUGUGAUAUACGACCUUUCACCUUCCAUACAGGCCAGGGAAUGAGAUGUAUAGAAGACAAUCUACAUCACCAAAUGAACACCGAUACAAAGAUUCAGCCCAUGAGAUUUCUUUAGAUGAUAUUUACAGUGAAACCUUUAUCAAGACCUAGCACAACAUUAAAUACAAAGCUAUCAAAUUGUUACCAUAACUUGUUGUGAAGUCAAUUUCAAACAAUUAAAAUAAAUUUACAGAAAUUUUUGAAAUCUGAAACUGUUGAAAUGUUCAGCAAAGUCAUUGAAAAAUUGAUCAUUAACUAUUUUACAGAAAAAAUUAACUAUUUUACAGAAAAAAUAAAAGUAACACACUUUCCUGUAUUGAAGUGGUUAGGUCUGUGAAUUACACUCUCCCUAUUUAUCAUCGUAAGGUUUCGCUAAGAUUUUUAAGAAAUGCAAUGACCUCUCUCUAACCCUUUUUAUUUAUUUUCUAAAUCAUCCUGAUGCUCCUUGAUUUGAUGAUCUGGAAUGAUAUUUAUUUUAGUAUACAUGUAUGUGUUCGACAUUAUGUAAGUUGAUUAUUCUUUGAUAUGUAAUAUCAGAAAUGAUGAAGUUGGUUUUCAUUUUGGAAGUAUAAUUGAAUCGAUGAAUAAGAUUCUUUUUUUUCUGAAAGAAAUUGUCCAUUAAAGUAAACUGUAUUUUAUUUUAUGUUCUGAAAAAUCCACAAAUGUAAACACUUUAUAAACCUAUAUCAAUGCAAUGGCAUAUAUUUAUGUUUAAAUUUUUACUGAUUUCUCUCCCUUUGUACAUAUGGUUUAGGAUGUGAUUAGAUGUAUACUUUGUAUGAACCACACAUCCGGCCGACGGCUGUAGCAUGUUACUGUUACCAAAUACAAGCUAAUCAACAGAA